Messenger RNA from Salvia splendens (bonfire salvia), 774 nucleotides. RefSeq names its product two-component response regulator ARR14. The transcript has 3 exons. Gene Ontology annotation, molecular function: DNA-binding transcription factor activity; DNA binding. Bases 1 to 774 code for a protein of 257 amino acids. The record is from RefSeq and is a predicted model, not a curated record. NCBI's taxonomy places the organism in Eukaryota, Viridiplantae, Streptophyta, Magnoliopsida, Lamiales, Lamiaceae. Gene Ontology annotation, cellular component: nucleus. Gene Ontology annotation, biological process: regulation of DNA-templated transcription.
AUGUCGCCUGUCGAUUACGACCCGAGCAUGGCCGUGAGUGCGAUUGACAACGGUGCGUUUCUCUACUUCAAGAGGCCAGCGAACCCCGAGAUGCUAAGAUACCUAUGGCAGCACGUAGCGAGGGAGACCAUGCAUAUGCGUGUGAUGAGAGAGCGCGAAAGGCUGAUGUCGGCCAGCUACAUUACGCCUCCAUGUGGCGUCGGGUUUGGGGACGUGGAAAACCCUAAUAACAACUCGUUCGUGAUGGAUAAUGGGAAGUGUAAAAUGAACGAUUACUAUAACGAAAAAUAUGUUGAAAAGGAAUACAACUUUGAUAAUAGUAGGAUGAGCCAAGGAAAGGUCAAGAGAAAGAUGUGUACGGAGUGGACUAAAGAGCUACACGAGAAAUUUAUAGAUGCUAUAAACCAAUUAGGGGAUGGAAGUAUCUUUCCAAAGGAAAUAUUGGAGAAGAUGAAUGUGCCUGGACUAACAAGAAUGCAAGUGGCAAGUCAUCUUCAGAAUUGUCGGAAUGAGAACUGGCGAUCGCCCGAAGAGCGAAAGUCAACCCCAGGGGCCAAUCCCAAGUCGUCCGGUAGAGAAGGGUCAAGCCGCAAGCUGAGGCGGUUCGGGUCCAUGCCUCGAUUGAAGAAGGAAAAAUCAGAAGACCGAGCCUACGAUCAUGGACCGAGAAGUGAAAUGGAGUCUAAGGCUACUGAAACAGGGAUGGCUAACCAGCCCAUGUAUAAUAGUAUGAGAAAUGAAGCAUUCCACCCUCAUCCAGAAUUAUUGCACUAG